This is a messenger RNA of Stylophora pistillata, 2752 nucleotides long. RefSeq names its product kelch-like protein 24. Gene Ontology annotation, molecular function: protein binding. The record is from RefSeq and is a predicted model, not a curated record. NCBI's taxonomy places the organism in Eukaryota, Metazoa, Cnidaria, Anthozoa, Scleractinia, Pocilloporidae.
AUGGCGACCGCUGAUGCGACCAUUUUGAAGGGAGAUGCUGAGGAGAAAACUUACGGGGAUUUUAAGGAAGAGCUACUCCAAAAACUCAAUGAGCUCAGAGAAACAAACAUUCUCUGUGAUACGAUAAUUCGAGCCCAAGGACAGGACUUCCCCGCUCACAAGUGUGUUCUAUCAGCUGCCAGUCCUUACUUUCGGGCAAUGUUUACAGGUGAAUUGAGAGAAAAAGAAAGUAAACUUGUUGAUAUACAAGAUAUCAAGUCUUCGACUCUUAAUGAUGUUCUUCGGUAUGUUUAUACUGGUGAAACAAGAAUCGACUCUUCCAACGCGAAAGAUUUGGUGAUGGCCGCAGACUAUUUGAUCAUUCCAAGUUUGAAAGGGAGAGUAACCCGUUUCCUCGAAGAAACAUUGAAAGCUUCGAAUUGCUUGGCUUUAGAAUCGUUUGCUUCUCGGUACAACUGUGAGUCACUCAAAAGGGCUGCAGUUGACUAUGAGAUGGAAAAUUUUGUGGAGGUCGCGAAAUCCGAAGAUUUCAGACUGCUUGAUGUGGAGAAAGUUACAGAACUGAUUUGCAUGGACGAGAUAAACGUGGCCGAGGAAGAGGAAGUGUAUGAAGCAGUGAUGGCCUGGGUCAAACAUGAUCUUUCAUCCAGGGAGUGUUUACUUCAAAGUCUACUUAAAUGUGUAAGACUUUUCUCAUUAUCAAAGUACAAACUUCGAAAUAUUUUAGAUGAGGAGUUAGUCAGUAAGGAUCCAGUUUGCAUGAAAGAAGUAAUAUCUGCAUUAGAUUUGUUCAUAUUCCCAGGUGAGUUGCUAGUCACAUCAAUGAAACCUCGUCUCUCAUUGAGCAGUUGGGAAGACGUUGUGAUUCUUACUGGUGGAGAAGUUACAUGGGGAUCAAACUAUGACACUACUGUGUGUUUUGUACCUUCCACCUUAGGAUGGUUUUACUUACCCACAAUGCCUUUUUCUCGUUCCCUUCAUGGGGCUGCAAUUUGUAGUGGGAUCUUGUAUGUGAUGGGUGGAAAACAAUCAGUCCCAGUGUGUUUUUUGGACCAAAAACAAAAUAAGUGGGACACACUAGACCUCACUCUGGAUCGAGAAGGCUGUACAGUAACAUCACUUAAUGAGGAGCUCUAUGUAAUUGGUGGCAAGGAUUCAUGGCAAGAUGUUCAAAUUUACACUCCAUUUCUUAACAAAUGGAGACAAGGGACAUCAAUGGAAACUACUCGUGCUGGACACAGUGCAGUUGUACUACAAGGACAUAUUUAUGUCGUUGCUGGUUACAAUGGUAAGGUUUGUCUAAGCAGUGCAGAGUGUUACAAUCCAUCAACUGACCAAUGGGCUGAGAUCUCAGGUAUGUCUAAGGUGCGAAGGUCUGCAGCUGCUGUGGCAGUUGGAAGAAACAUUUUUGUUGUUGGAGGAUUUGGUGACAUGACAAGUUUAACCAUAGAACCUUCCUGUGAAAUAUUUUCCCAAGGAGCAAAUCAGUGGAGUCUGGUGCCUAGCCUUAGUAUUCCUCGUGCUGCAAGUGGUAUUGUGAGUAUCGGAGACAAAGUUUAUUUGUUUGGAGGGGAGGAUGAGGACGACUACCAAAACGAUGUGCUCUGUUGUGAUUUAGGAAAAAAUGAAUGGCAUAAGAUAUCAGUUAUACCUACUGGACAACGCUAGUUUGUGCAAGCAUCAUUGCUCAAAUUGUCAAAAAAGUUGAUAACAUCUUAUUUCUCAAAAAGAUAGGAAGCUGUCAACACUUUGAUAGAAUUGAGGCAGGUCAUGUGUUCAGUGACUAAUCACAAUAAGGGUGAGGACAUGUAAACAAACCUAAAAACCACAAACUGAUUACAAUUGCCCUGAGCAGUUAAGUUUAAUUUUAUGAUGAAGAUAGGCUACUUCCUUGAAACACAAUAUAAUUCUAUGAAUAGCUCUGGUGUUCAUUAUUUCUAAGUUUCAUAAUUAAUAUGAGUCACCAAAAGUAUUGCUGCACUUAGGUAGGAGGCAGUUACUGAGGUUUUGUAGCCAACUACACAGGAAAAAGAAAAGAACCGUAAACUUUGUUUUUCUUUAUUUUUCUUUUUAACUUACUGCAGAUAAAAUGAUUUUACUCAAACAUUCUACAGAGUGUUAGAGUUGUACAAACCUGUUACUGAAGGGUUGCCUUUUGUGUAUAUUCUUUUUUUAAGAUUAUUAUUCUUUUUUUUAUUUUUUACAGAAGGAUUGUUCCUUAGGCCACUUUACUGUAUUUGUUAGUUUGCAGAUGGCUGGAAACAUUCAUUCAGUAACAUUCCCCCCUCCCCCCCUCCUCCAAAAUAAAGAAUAUUAAUCAAUACCAAACAUAUUUUAGUCAAUUAAUUAAAAUACAAACAAGCCAGUUUGAAAGGACAUAAAUUACUAUUUUGUACCCCAAUUUUCUAUUCUAUGAUGUGAUCUGCAGUUCACUUGUCUUUAAGAAUGAUUGAAUUUCUGAUGUGCUGGUUUAUUUUCCUUACUGCCUAUAACAGUUAGAAAAAUGACAUUCCUUUCCCCUGACGUAAUAUUUUUUGAAAUCAAGUAGACUGACAACAACAUUUAGAAUUAACUGUCUUUAAAAAGGUUGCAAAAAGACAAAAUGAAGAAAUGAAUAACCUUAGCAACUAGAAAGGAACUGGUCAAUUACUAGCUAGGAAUGCUUCUUAAUCCAUACAAGCAAUUUACACUGUAAACACCAAGAUACUUACCAACAAGUUUCAACAUGUUAAACAUUGAAAUAUAGAAUGAA